AUGACGACGGCGGUGUACGACGACGUGGUUGAGGUGCUCGUGAAAGUUGUAGGCGUCGACGUUGUGUGCGUUGCUGAAACCGUGCUAGAAGAUCGGGUGCUGGAUGUGCUGGAUGUCAGAGUUUGGCUGCUCGAGCUCUUGCUCGUUGAAGUGGACGUGCUUGAGAGGCUUGUGCUAGACGUUCUUGUUGCUGAAGUGCUGGUGGUGGAUGUCGACGAGCUGCUGCUGAGGCUGCUUGAACUGCUGCUCGUGCUUGAGAUGCUGCUGGAAGUCGAAGUGUGGCUGGUACUGCUGCUGGACCUGGAAGUGGUUGUCGUGGAUGUGCUCGCCGUGCUGGUGGAACUGGAUGUGCUUGAUGUACUCGUGCUAGAUGUUUCUGUUGAAGAAGUGCGACUGGUGGAUGUCGAUGAGCUGCUGCUGAUACUACUGGAGCUGCUCCUUGUUUGUGAUGUGCUGCUGGAACUGAAGGUGAGGCUGGUACUGCUGCUGGACCUGGAAGUGGUUGUCGUGGAUGUGCUUGUAGCAGUGGUGGAACUCGAUGUGCUUGAAGUACUCGUGCUAUACGUUACUGUUGAGGACGUACUGCUAGAGGAAGUGGUGCUGGUGGAUGUCGAGGAGCUGCUGCUGAUUGUGCUUGAGCUGCUGUGUGUUUGCGAGGUGCUGCUGGAACUAGCAGUGUGGCUGGUACUGCUGCUGGAACUGGAAAGGGUUGUCGUCGACGUGCUUGCCGUUUCGGUAGAGCUGGACGUGCUUGACAUACUCGUGCUUGAUGUUCUGGUCGUCGAAGUACUGCUGGCAGAUGUCGAUGAGCUGCUGCUAACGCUGCUUGAACUGCUGCUCGUGCUUGAGGUGCUGCUGGAAGUGGAAGUGUGGGUAGUACUGCUGCUGGACCUGGAUGUGGUUGUCGUGGAUGUGCUUGUCGUGCUGGUGGGGCUGGAUGUACUUGACAUACUGGUGCUAGACGUUCUUGUUGCUGAAGUGCUGGUGGUGGAUGUCGACGAGCUGCUGCUGAGGCUGCUUGAACUGCUGCUCGUGCUUGAGGUGCUGCGGGAAGUGGAAGUGUGGCUUGUACUGCUGCUGGACCUGGAAGUGGUUGUCGUGGAUGUGCUCGCCGUGCUGGUGGAACUGGAUGUGCUUGAUGUACUCGUGCUAGAUGUGAGGCUGGUACUGCUGCUGGACCUGGAAGUGGUUGUCGUGGACGUGCUGGUGAUGGUAGUGGAGCUAGACGUGCUUGACGAGCUUGUGCUGAACGUUGCAGUUGUUGAAGUACUCCUGGUGGAUGUCGACGAACUGCUGCUGACGCUGGUUGAGCUGCUUCUUGUGCUUGAAGAGCUGCUCGAUGUCGAGGUCGUUGAGCUACUGCUGAUAGAUGUCGUGGAGCUGCUGCUGCUACUGCUGGAGCUGGUGCUCGUCAGCGAGCUGCUGCUUGAAGUGGAGCUCUGGCUGCUCGAGCUGGACGUGGUGCUUUCGGUGUGUGUCGUCGAGGUCGUGGUGACCCAAAACGACCAGAGGUCACGUCUGAGGAAGCCAUCAUUCCCACCGUGCAGCCAAAGCAAGCGGCUGCUGGCAUCCCAGACUGCCGCAUGGCCCGACCUCGGCGAAGACGAGCGCCCUGACGGUGUGCCGCUGGGUACCAUCUCCUGCCAUCCGUGGGCAUUGGAGUUGUACCUCCACAAGUCCGACAGGUCCAGCAUCGUCAAACUCGAGUGUCCACGCAUCGGAUUGGAUCCCAACCCGCCGCAUGUGCAGCGCGAGCUGCCGGUUGCUUCCUCCGUGGAUCAACAGCACCUGCCUCGCUUCAUCCCAGGCUCCAAUAUGCUCGGACCGUGCUGCGGGGCGGACAAG
This is a messenger RNA of Symbiodinium sp. CCMP2456, 1845 nucleotides long. NCBI's taxonomy places the organism in Eukaryota, Dinophyceae, Suessiales, Symbiodiniaceae. The record is from the annotation of a GenBank genome assembly.